This is a messenger RNA of Oikopleura dioica, 1752 nucleotides long. The record is from the annotation of a GenBank genome assembly. Lineage: Eukaryota; Metazoa; Chordata; Appendicularia; Copelata; Oikopleuridae.
AUGGGAGGCGGAAAGCGCGCGUACGGAAAGCCAGGCGGAAAUUUGGGAAAUUCUCUGAAAAAUGCAAGAGACAAAAAAGCAGCUGGGGCGCGAAGAAUCCAAGUUGGCAACGAAACUCACAUCCACACAUCCGAAAUUCACAAGAAAGAAGCUCACUAUGUCGAUUUAAAACAAUCGUCAACUGAGCCAGAUUACAUUUCCGACUUCCUGGCUACAGUUCAAAUGAAACAGCAAGAAUUCGAAGUCGAAGAGAUCCCAAACAGCUACAGAUUGCUUCAGCCAGAUCGAAAGGACUUCGCGAACAUUAUCGAGCACAUGAGCGAGCUCCCACAGGACAUUUUGAUCCCAAGGCGGCCAGUUUGGACGGAAGAGACGACAAAAGAGGAGCUUGAUCGGGCGGAAAAAGAUGCAUUUUUAACUUGGAGGCGAGAGCUUGCAGAGGUCGAGGAAACGAGCGGAAACGUUUUCACACCCUUUGAGAAAAAUAUCGAGUUUUGGAGACAAUUAUGGCGAGUCAUCGAGCGAUCCGAUCUUGUUGUACAACUUGUUGACGCCAGGCGACCACUGCUUUAUCACUGCGCUGACGUAGACACUUAUGUUGACGAGGUCAGCGAGCGUCAAAGCGCACAGAAAGAGACCCUUCUUCUGAUCAAUAAAGCCGACCUCAUCUCGGAAUAUCAACGAAAGGCUUGGGCAGAGUAUUUUGAGCAAGAGGGCAUCAAGUUCAUCUUCUUUUCCGCUGUUGAAGAGCAGGAGAAAUUUGAAGAUGACGCGGAGGCUCCCAAAGAGGAGGAAGAAGAUCAAGAGGAAACUCCUGAAAAAGAGAUAGUCUUACCAGAGAAUAACUGGGAAAUCUACGACAAAGACCAAUUCAAACUGCUCGUACGAACUCUCCGUGAAGGAAAAAUGCGAAGGAAUGACGAACACAUCACUGUCGGAAUGAUUGGCUAUCCAAACGUCGGAAAGUCAUCUUGUAUAAACGUCAUGCUGCAGGACAAGAAAGUGUCAGUAUCUGCUACACCCGGAAAGACGAAGCAUUUUCAAACGCUGAAAUGGGGCGAGGAUAUCGUUUUAUGCGAUUGCCCCGGGUUGGUCUUUCCGUCGCAGGUUUCAACGAAAGAAGAACUCGUUCUUGCUGGAAUUCUACCGUUGAAUCAUAUCAGAGAUCACAUAACUCCAGUCGCGCUGAUGUGCCAGCUCAUUUCAAAGAAGAAGCUCGAAGUCGGAUAUGGAAUCCACAUCAUGCUCGUCGAAGACCUAAUGGAUACGAAUCCCGACAGAGCACCAACAGCUGGUGAAUUCCUUGAUCCAAUGGCGGCCGCACGCGGUUUCAGAACCAGUCGGGGUCAGCCAGACAGAUCUCGUGCUGCGCGUCUCGCGAUUAAAGACUUUAUCAGUGGAAAACUGUUGUAUGUGCAUGAACCUCCAGGAUUUGAGAAUAAAGAAGAAUUCCAAAAUGAAACCCUUGAGACAGAAAAAGACUUGGCAAAGUUAGAAAGAAGAAUGAAAAUUGUAGAGACAAAGAUGCUCCAGAGUUGGAAAUUGGACAAAAUCGAUCGUGCGUUCUUCGGGCAAAGUGACGUGAAAGCUUUUGAAAAGAAAAGAACAGGGGUUGACGGAAAGUAUUCAGCUAGUCGGACAGAUGGAAAGCAAAGGUUACAGGACUUGAAGCCAAAGAAGAAAGACAAACAGCGACGCGUGCGAGAGAAAGCGCUCAAAGAACAGAACAAAGGACUUCCCGACUGGUUAUAA